AUGUCGACGCUAACGCCUGAUAAGGCGGUCACGGCCAAGGAAGAUGAGCUUGUCAAAUCAAUCAAUGGAAUGGAAGGCUUUCGUCUUGAUGAUGAUCUGCCUUUCCGUGCCGGGCAUGGCACGCUUGGAAUCUCCACAACACUGCUCGCCAAUUACGUCGAGAUUCGUCCUGGAAAUCAGAAUAACCCACUGAUUCUCUACUCCUAUGGAAUCGAGAUCAAACCACAGCAGGAACGUGAUCAGGUUCCCGUUGGAAGGGCGCGACAGCAAAUCGUGCGAUUGGCCUUCCACAGAAGCAUGCCAGACAACCUUCAAAAGAACGCUUUCACCGACUAUUCCGAGUUCGUUUACUUCCGCACCAAGCCCCGUACGGCUUCGAACACAGUCGCCGUUGAAUACCAGGAUGAAAAUGAGACGGAGCCUCGGCCCAACCCGAAGAGAUAUAAUGUCAUGUUCAACUUCACCAAGACUAUAUCAAUACAAGACUUGGUCUCUUCUGUCUCCUGUACCAACCCCUCGGACCCGUCAUUCCGCAUUGCCAAGGGUCCUCUCCUCCAAGUGCUGAACACUUUCCUCAACCACCACGCUCGACUCAAUUACAAAUCACUACGACAGAUAGGAGGGAACAGAACAUUUUUGAUCAACAACGCAGCGGAAUGCCUAGAUCUCGCUGGCGGUCUUGUCUUAAUGCUCGGCUUCAUUGGCACUGUGAGAGCAGCCACCAACAGAAUUCUGGUCAACGUUCAAGUUAAACAUGGCGUUUUCUACCAAGACGGGCAGCUAGGUCAACUCAUGUCAGCCUUCACCGCGAAAGUCAACAACAUAGCAUUGCUCGGAAAGUUCUUGCGCAGAGUCCGUGUUCUUACCACCCAUAUUCUGGGGAAGAGCGGCAAACAGGUAGAACGCAUCCACACAAUCGCUGGCUUAGCCACGUUGGAUGACGGAAAGACAGGGAAUCACAAAAUGGCCCAGCCACCGAGAGUUCCAAAGCUCGGUGCUGGCCCGAAAGAUGUCUCCUUCUGGCUCAGCGACGAUAACGGAGGCCGCUAUAUUUCCGUCUACGAUUUCUUCAAGAUGAGAUACGGGAUCACGCUAAGCCAAUGCGAUCUGCCUGUCGUCAACGUCAAGUCCAAGCGGAACCCAACUUACCUACCUGCUGAGCUUUGUCGGGUCAUCCGCGGGCAACCGGCCAUGAAGAAGCUUAGUUCAUCCCAGACACAGACAAUGAUCCGGUAUGCAGUAAAGAAGCCCCAGAUAAACCAGAGAUCCAUCCUGAGUCACGGCCUGAAGAUUAUUGGCCUCGAUCCAAAAACUAAUCCUAAACUUGGGUCGUUCGGCAUCCAAGUCAAUCCGAAAUUGGUGCCAGUUCAAGGUCGGAUCUUGCAGGCGCCCAAGGUGCUUUACCAAGGCCAAAAGGCAGCAACACUCUCCAAGGCCAGAGCAUGGAACCUAUCAGGCUUCAGAUUUCAACAACCCGGAGAACUAUCUCAGUGGGCGUGGAUGCUGGUCUCAGUCCCCGGUUUCACGCACAGUGAGGACCUGGGAUAUUUUGAACCCCACAUUCGAAGGUUCCGGCGCUCAGUAGCAAGUACUGGUAUCGUGAUGUCGGAACCUGCUGCCAAUAAACACGUGCGUCUUCACAGUGUGGAUGACCCUGAGCUUGAUGGUGUCAUAAAGCGUGCUGCAGGCCGCUAUCAGAUGCUGUUCGUCAUCCUUCCCAAGAAGAACUCAAUCUACAAGCGGAUCAAACAUUUGGGAGACGUCAAGUAUGGUAUUGUAACAUGCCACAUGGUUGCAGAUAGUCUGGUAACCAAGGGCAAUCAAUACUGCGCCAAUGUCGCAGCGAAGGUCAACCUCAAACUUACAGGUAGGAACCAGGAAGUCGAGAGAACUCGACUGCCUAUCGUUUCUGAUGGCUGUACAAUGAUAAUCGGCGCCGAUGUAACACACCCAACCGCUGGCAUCUCCCAAGAUUCAGCGCCGAGUAUCGCUGCCCUGGUCUCCAACAUCGAUGCAAAGCUUGCGCAGUGGCCAGCAGCGCUAUCUGUUCAGGAUGAAGCGCGCGAAGAGAUGAUCAGUGGUCUCAAGGCAAUGCUCGUUUCGCGAUUACAGAGCUGGGUGGCAACGAACAAGCAGCACCCACAGAACAUCAUCUACUACCGAGAUGGCGUUUCGGAGGGCCAGUACGAGCUGGUCAUCAGCCACGAAUUGGCUCUGCUGCGCGAGGCUUGCAAGGAGAUCUACCCUCCAGAAGCCACGAAGAAGGAUUUCCCUCGCAUCUCCAUCAUCAUUGGGGGCAAGAGACACCACUCCCGUUUCUACCCGACGCAGGCAAAGCAUACUGACAAGAACAACCCUUUGCCCGGCACCGUGGUAGACCGGGGCGUUUUACCGGCCGAGCGCUGGAGUUUCUUCGCGCUGCCGCACUCGGCGCUGCAAGGCACCGCCCGCCCGACUCACUACACCGUCAUACACGACGAGGUUUUCCGCACCGCCUUCCGAGAGAAUGAGAAGCUGAGACAGGUGUACAAGAACGCGGCAGACCUUGUCGAGGAUCUCACCCACAGCCUGUCCUAUACCUACGGAAGAGCGACCCUGCCGGUGAGCCUCUGCACGCCGAUAUACUACGCACAUCUCGCUUGCGAGCGAGCGCGCUGUUACCUGAGCAACCUCUACGACACAAGCCCUGACGUUUCCGUCGACGGCAGCAGUGCCCAGGGACAGACGCCACUUAUCGACAUGAACGCAGAGACCAAGCUCCAUGGCAGGCUCAAGGACAUCAUGUUCUACAUCUAA
Neoarthrinium moseri is the source of this 2796-nucleotide messenger RNA. RefSeq lists its product as uncharacterized. Gene Ontology annotation, molecular function: RNA binding; protein binding. The record is from RefSeq and is a predicted model, not a curated record. Bases 1 to 2796 code for a protein of 931 amino acids. Lineage: Eukaryota; Fungi; Ascomycota; Sordariomycetes; Amphisphaeriales; Apiosporaceae. The transcript has 2 exons.